AUGGGGCACAUGGGAGGCCUCUGGGUGCUGGGUUUGCUCUUCUUGAUUGGUUCGAUCCUAGGAGCACCCUCGGCUUCCCCAUGUCUAGGAGCCUGCAGUACCAGUGUCCCAGAAGGCCUCAUCUCUGCGGGAAGCCAGGCAGCCGUGGACCAGGAUAUCCCUGCGAUUAACCAAGGGCUUAUCCCAGAGGAAACCCCAGAUGCUAGCUUCUUGAUGGAGGGGGAUAUCAUCCGGCCGAACUCCUUCCAACUGUUAUCGGUGACCAACAACAAGUGGCCCAAGAGUGCUGGUGGCAUCGUGGAGGUCCCCUUCCUGCUCUCCAGCAAGUAUGAUGAGCCCAGCCGCCAGGCCAUCCUUCAGGCCUUUGCAGAGUUUGAACAUUCCACGUGCAUCCGAUUUGUUGCCUACCAGGGCCAAAAAGACUUCAUUUCCAUCAUCCCUAUGUCGGGGUGCUUCUCUGGUAUAGGGCGCAGUGGAGGGAUGCAGGUGGUGUCCCUGGCACCAGCCUGUCUCCAGAAGGGCCAUGGCAUUGUACUUCAUGAGCUCAUGCAUGUGCUGGGCUUCUGGCAUGAGCAUACACGGGCUGACCGAGACCGCUACAUCCGGGUCAACUGGAAUGAGAUCCUCCCGGGCUUUGAAGUCAAUUUCAUGAAGUCUCAGAGCAGCAACAUGCUGGCCCCUUACGACUACUCAUCAGUGAUGCACUAUGGGAGGUUGGCCUUCAGCUGGCGCAGGCAGCCCACCAUCAUACCGCUCUGGGCCCCCAGUGCCCAUAUUGGCCAGAGAUGGAACCUGAGUGCCUCGGAUAUCAGCAGGGUCCGCAAGCUCUAUGACUGCAGCCCAAGAGGUCCUGACUCCUUUGGGAACGGGCUCCAUGUACCCAGUGUUGGUAGGAACCCCAAUUCAGCCUCCAGACCAUAUCUACAAAGACUUCUGGAGGCACUACAGGUGGAAUCUGGGAACCCUGACCUUGGUGGCUUCGGGGCUGGAGGCCAGCAUGUUGCUGAAGGGUCUGUAGAGAGCUCACGUUUCAACUUCCUCAUCCAGCUGGGUUUGUCACGCCUAACUGGAGUGCUGUGUGGUCCAGCAGGAUGGCAGCGUCAGGCCAAGAUCAAGGAGGAAGCUGCAUUUGACAAGGCUAGGUUGAGAACCAUCUCGUUACGCAGGCGGCAGCAGGUGGCGCCCGCUACCCAGAAACGCGCCCCUUCUCAGGCUUCACAGCCGCGGCGGGCUGCAGGCAGGCUCGGCUCGGCGCGGCGCGGGAGCCUGCGCGCGGAGCGUCAGCUCUGCGCCUCCGCCACGACCCGCCACGCACCUCCAUCAACCCGGCCCGGGGCCCUGAACCCCACCGUGUGUCCGGGAGCCUCGUGGCACGACGGCGCUACUUUCCUCGGGUCGCGAGUGGGACUGGGACCGCAGCGGGACAACUUGGAAAACUUCUCUUGGACGGCCUGCGGGGACUGUGGGAUGGGGAUGUAG
Messenger RNA from Dipodomys spectabilis (banner-tailed kangaroo rat), 1479 nucleotides. It is a transcript of the gene Astl, whose product is annotated as astacin like metalloendopeptidase. Gene Ontology annotation, biological process: proteolysis. The record is from RefSeq and is a predicted model, not a curated record. The coding region runs from base 1 to 1479 and encodes 492 amino acids. Gene Ontology annotation, molecular function: zinc ion binding; metalloendopeptidase activity. Lineage: Eukaryota; Metazoa; Chordata; Mammalia; Rodentia; Heteromyidae. The transcript is spliced from 12 exons.